AGGAACAAGGCUGCAACAUGCCCUGUUUUCUCACAGUUCCGUUUUAGGAGCUGGUCUUUGCCAUUUAUUCUUUGGAUUUAGUGUCACAUGCAUCACUGUCUUUGUUGUACUGGAUCCAGGAAUCAUUGGACCAUCCUAUGAGCAGAAAAACCGGCCAUCAAGAAACAGCCAGAACAACAGCUUAAAAUGUCUCUUUGAUCAUGCAAAAUGCUGUUGUGCAGCACUUAAUUAUUUGCUUGUGUUACAGAAAGCAAUAGACCUUGCUAGCAAGGCAGCGCAAGAAGAUAAAGCAGGAAACUACGAGGAAGCCUUCCGCUUGUACCAACACGCUGUGCAGUAUUUUCUCCAUGUUGUUAAAUAUGAAGCACAGGGUGAUAAAGCAAAACAGAGCAUUAGAACGAAAUGUACAGAAUACUUGGACAGAGCAGAAAAGCUGAAAGAAUAUCUGAAAAAGAGACAAAAAACUGCACCAAAACCAGUUAAAGAGUCUGGUCCUACUGAUGGAAAAGGGAAUGACAGUGAUGGGGAAGGGGAGGCAGAGGAUCCUGAAAAAAAGAAGCUGCAGAAUCAACUUCAAGGAGCCAUUGUUAUGGAGCGACCAAAUGUCAAGUGGAGUGAUGUUGCUGGCCUCGAAGGUGCCAAAGAAGCACUUAAAGAAGCAGUGAUCUUGCCAAUUAAAUUUCCACACCUGUUUACAGGAAAGAGAACACCCUGGAGAGGGAUUCUCCUGUUUGGACCACCAGGAACAGGAAAGUCUUACUUAGCAAAAGCUGUGGCAACAGAAGCAAACAACUCUACCUUCUUCUCAGUAUCUUCCUCUGACCUUGUCUCAAAGUGGUUAGGUGAAAGUGAAAAACUAGUGAAAAACUUGUUCCAGCUUGCCAGAGAAAACAAACCUUCUAUUAUCUUCAUUGAUGAGAUAGAUUCCCUCUGCGGGUCAAGAAGUGAAAAUGAAAGUGAGGCUGCUAGACGGAUAAAAACAGAAUUUCUAGUCCAGAUGCAAGGGGUUGGUAUUGACAAUGAAGGAAUCUUGGUCUUAGGAGCGACAAACGUACCCUGGGUUUUGGAUUCUGCUAUCAGGAGACGGUUCGAGAAGCGUAUUUUUAUUCCUUUACCUGAAGACCAUGCCAGGACUUCGAUGUUCAAACUUCACCUUGGGUCAACUCCAAAUCUCCUAACAGAAUCAGAUUAUCGAGAGCUUGGAAAGAGAACUGAUGGCUAUUCUGGUGCAGAUAUAAGCGUCAUUGUACGUGAUGCACUGAUGCAGCCUGUUAGGAAAGUGCAAUCAGCUACUCACUUUAAAAAA
Molecule: messenger RNA, 1306 nt
Organism: Cariama cristata (Red-legged seriema)
Lineage: Eukaryota; Metazoa; Chordata; Aves; Cariamiformes; Cariamidae
Product: vacuolar protein sorting-associated protein 4B-like
Exons: 9
Biological process (GO): endosomal transport; vacuole organization
Molecular function (GO): ATP hydrolysis activity; ATP binding
Source: RefSeq, a predicted model, not a curated record